Messenger RNA from Caenorhabditis briggsae, 450 nucleotides. Lineage: Eukaryota; Metazoa; Nematoda; Chromadorea; Rhabditida; Rhabditidae. Gene Ontology annotation, biological process: regulation of transcription by RNA polymerase II. Gene Ontology annotation, cellular component: nucleus. The transcript has 2 exons. The record is from RefSeq and is a predicted model, not a curated record. Bases 1 to 450 code for a protein of 149 amino acids. Gene Ontology annotation, molecular function: transcription cis-regulatory region binding; DNA-binding transcription factor activity, RNA polymerase II-specific.
AUGACAGAAGACGGGUCCAGAUCGGUUAACCACUACCCUACAGUUGACGAGAUUCUCAAUGUCGAGUCACAACAAAGAUGCAGUGUAUGUGGACGUGUGUUCCAGAAUUCGUCAGCUUGUCGAUUCCACGAAUUGAAGAUUCACUCGAAAACGGAUGCUGCUGGCCCGAAUGAGGCGCGGCUUUUGAAACGAACUUCUGAUGAACAACCCAUCAGAAUGAAAUUCCACUGUCCAGAAUCAUCGUGUGAGCACAAAGUUUUCGAUGGGCUACGAUACUUGAGGCAACACUACAUUCGAUCACAUGCGGAGAAGAAGUUCACCUGUGAACGAUGUGGGCUAAAAUUGGCACUGGAAAAAGAUAUCAACUACCAUAAAAAGCACAGAUGUUCUGGAUUAAGGAAACCCAAAGGUUUGUGUGUUUUUAAGAUGAGAAAAAGAACAAAAAAUUGA